Messenger RNA from Zychaea mexicana, 1224 nucleotides. Its product is annotated as regulator of chromosome condensation 1/beta-lactamase-inhibitor protein II. Gene Ontology annotation, cellular component: cytoplasm. The record is from RefSeq and is a predicted model, not a curated record. The transcript is spliced from 3 exons. Bases 1 to 1224 code for a protein of 407 amino acids. NCBI's taxonomy places the organism in Eukaryota, Fungi, Mucoromycota, Mucoromycetes, Mucorales, Lichtheimiaceae. Gene Ontology annotation, molecular function: guanyl-nucleotide exchange factor activity.
AUGGCAGAUCUUUCAGUUCCUUCUCUUCCCGAAGAGACAGGCCACGUCUUUGUUUUCGGUACCGGUGACACGGGCCAGCUCGGUUUGGGCGACGAAAUGCUUAUUCGAAAGCGCCCAAUGCCUCUCAAAGUCCUCGAUGAUGAGGAAAUUGUCGACGUUGUGUGCGGUGGUAUGCAUACUAUUGCUACUACACGCGAGGGAAGGGUAUGGAGCUGGGGCUGCAAUGACCAAGGUGCGCUUGGCCGUUCGGGCGAAGAAUAUGAGCCUGCCCGCGUAGAAAACCUUGACAACGAGCAUAUUGUCAAAGUUGCAUGCGGUGACUCGGUGACGAUCGCGUUGAACGAUGAAGGCAGAUUAUUCUGCUGGGGCACAUUUAGAUCAUCCGAAGGUGCACUUGGUUUUUCAAAGGAACAGGAUGUACAGAAGAUCCCUGCUGUGUUCGAGCCACUCUCCAAAGAAACGAUUGUCGACAUUGCGGCUGGUGCUGACCACUGCGUCGCAUUGACGAACGACGGCCGAGUCUACACCUGGGGUAACGGCCAACAAUACCAAUUAGGACGCCGUAUUUCGGAGCGGCAUAAGAAGAACGCCUUGAUGCCAGAGACACUGCGACUGCGCAACAUCAAAGCCAUUGGUGCGGGCGCGUACCACUCGUUCGCACUGAGCCACAACAACGAGCUUUACGUGUGGGGAUUCAACAACUUUCAACAAUGCGGCCUGUGGACCGACGACAACCGGUCCCCGCCAGAUCAGACCAUGCCCACGGUCAUCACCACCCUUGAGGGUCAAGUCAAGCAAGUUGCAGCCGGUGAGCAUCACUCGCUCGUUCUGAUGGAGGACGGCCACGUUUAUGCGUUUGGCCGCGCAGACUCGUCCCAACUGGGCCUGCCUUCUGCGGUGAUCCAGGAGCUGACGCAAGACCAAGGUGCAAACGGCGACACGACCAAGAGUGGAUUCAAGCGUGCGAUCGGCAUGCCUACACGUAUUCCCAACCUCGAAAACGUCAAGGCGAUCUCCAGCUGCAGCAACCACAGUCUUGCAGUCACAAACGAGGGUGUUGGGUACACGUGGGGCUUUGGCGAGACAUCGGCACUAGGCAACGGGUCGGAUGAGGAUGAGGAGGUACCGUGCCAAUUGACGGGACAAAAGUUAGAAGGAUUCAAGGUGCUCCGUGUCGCUGGUGGCGGCCAGCAUUCUGCCAUUGUGGCAACCAACUCCCUGUAA